AUGAGGAUGACAGAAACGAUUGAUAUUAAUGACACCACUAUUCUUGGGCAGGAAGCCGUGGCUGCGCGGCCGCAGGAAAAUGGCGGCGAGGUCUCAAAUGAAACCAUCGAGGAGCGGUGCUUCUCGGCCGCUCUCGUGUGUCUAGAAGGGCAUUUUACCCAGUCGCCUCCCAUGGGCCCUCAAACCACAGCCAGAGUGAGCUCCAUGAUCUCAAAGACGCUGGAAAAGACUCACACUCUUCGAAAAGCUAGGGAGGCUCUGGCACGAAACGUAGCAAUCUGGAUAUGGCUUACAAGGAUUUUUGCUGCUGCCAUCCCGAGCCUAACGUCACGGUCAGUGGGACCGCUAUCUGCGUUGAAUGACCCAAACAAGGGGGUCAGCCCUCAGGAGAGCACAGCCCUGAUCGUCCUCAACCAUGUUUCCGUCAAGGAGGAUCUGGGGACACUUAUCAAGCUUAUGCACAUUGCUCGGAAUCUUCUUGUAAAUGCCGAGCCUGAGGUCCCUCAGGACAUCUGUGCCGCUGUGCACUUUGACCAGAUGGUUUACCAAACCAUCAUCCUAUGUGUCAACGUGACCAGCAAAGGCUAUGACGGCGAGAUCCUGGACGAGGCUCAAAGAGUGAAGCUCACCGAUAUUACUGAAUUAUAUAAGAAGCUGCUUGUAACUUCACUGCAGCAGGUUCAUAAUUGGACUGCCAAGCAUGAUCGCAACAAGAUGUCGUUUUGGUUUGAUGUUCUGUUUGACGACGAUGGCGCGCUAUCAGGGCCUGAAGAAAUUAUGAGCGACGGCUCAGGAUUCCGGCCGGACGCGGCUAAGCACCAAGUUCAGCACUGGCUUGAUCGGAACUCAAAAAUGUGCGACACAGCCAGGAAGCUGCUCAAAGACUAUGUCCAGAACCAUGCAGACAAGCCGCCGGGAAAUCUAGCCCCAAUUCGGCCAUUGGCUUGGAAUUGGCUUCCAGAUGUCCCUGCUGACUCGCCUGUUGACGUGCAAGAGGGUAAUGAGAAGACGAUUCCAGUUUGGAACGUGGACGAGACAGACAAGUUUGAACAAGAUCGGCUAUACGGCCGUGUAUCUCGUGAAAUUGAUACUUGGUGGCUCCGAGCGCGAGAUCCAAAUUACGAGGAUUGGGUCGUCGGCAUGCCGUCUGUGGAGUUUGCACAAUCACGCACAGAGCAUUGCCGGAACAAUCUGGUCCAUCGCUAUGCUCAUUCCUAUCGAGCAGAUCACUCACCACCUCCAGAGGGUGCUGAGGAGGACCUCUCUGACCAUGAACACUGCCAUGAGUGUCAUGAGUGCUACCUCCGCCAUCACCAUCACCAUGAAGACGAUCAUGAGUGUCAUCACCACCACCACCAUGACCACGAGCAUGGCCACGUUCAUGAGAUCGACAAUGAGCAGGAGGAGCACGCUGAGGGUGGCGACGAAGUAGUAGAGUGCGACCAUCACCACCAUCACCACCAUGAUGACGAGGAUCACCAUCACCAUCACCAUUGCCACCACCAUCAUCACCACCACGAUCACGACUAUCCUCAUGAUUAUAUGGAUGAUAUGAUGGACGACGAAGAGGUUGACGACGAUGAAUCGUACGGCGACGGACCGUUAACUGGGCUCCUGACCGAAGUGCCUAAUAUCUUGGAUCCUAAACAAAUUGAGGCACUGCACAUGAUUAUCAAGUCUUGUAUCCUCGAUCAUGCAGGAUCUGGGUUAACACGGGUGGGAGAGAACCUACAAAAAUCUCGGUGCAGAAUGUUCCUCGCAUUAGACUGUGGAAAGAGCCUGCUUCGUGAACUGCUUGUCUUCAUUGCAGUGUGGGACAAGGAUGAACAGAGUCUUAUUUUCCAGGUCACAACGCAAAUCGUCGAGGCUAUUCAUCAUAGUGCUCUGGUACCAUAUGCUUGGAACUCUCUGAGGAUACCCAAGGAUAUCAUCUCUCCAGCACAGACGGUCCUUUUGCGUUUAGUCAAUCACAUGCUACGGGCUCGGGUUACUAGCACCACUACCCAGGACCCUAAGGACCAUACCAAGGAUCUUAAAUUAGUACAUUUCUUCUUCAGCUUUUUCCGAAGCAGAAUUGUGCCCGAGUGUGCUGCUCUCAUGCAUCUGCAGGCCCAAAUCCGCGAGGAGAACCGCGAUCCAUCCGAGUUUCCUGUUGACAGCUGGGAUAUGGAACGAGCAAAGGACGGACUGGCUCAGUACCUAGAAUUCCUCACGACUGCGGCCGAAAUGGUGGAUAUGAGGCCUCAUCUUAUUGAGUGGCAGGCUAUAUAUGACCUUAUCACGGUUCUCAGUAGUCUCGAGGCUGCAGUCCCAAAGAAGCCAAUGGUUGAAGUACCCAAGCGUGCACCGGCAGCCGAGACAGCCUCCAACGCGAACGGCAGUAACAGUGACCUGAUGGUCGAGCGACCGUACUCUACCGGAAAUGAGAAUGUUCCUCCAUCACCCCCGCCACCACCUUUGCAAGAACCAGCUCAUAAAUUUCCAUGGAGUGGUAUCAAGGGCCAGAUUUUCACCAUUAUUGCAACACUUCUGCAGCCACCACCGGGACAGAGCAGUCCUGGCAAUGCACAAGUGCAAAUGCAGAUGAUGAAGUACAACGGCAUUGUUCCCCUACUAAACUGCUGCGCGUACGACGACCACAAUCCAUUCGCCAAGGAGCGAGUCACCAUCUGCUUGAAAUGGCUGCUGGACGGCUGUGAAGCAGCGAACAACUUCUUCCGCGAGCUUGUCAGCAUGGCACCGCAGCCUAACCUGAGGCCACCACCAGGAGGCACCACUGUGUCAACGAUCAGGGUGGAUGGAGUGCAAGGCGAAGUCAAAGUGCAAGUACGUUCGAACACGGCAGCGCCGCUGGCAAUGCCUGACCGCAGCACCAGCAGCACGGAUGAGCUGCUUGAGAAGGCUGCGGAACUUAAAUUGGGAUUGAACCAAUCCAAGAAGAGUGGUGGUGGACGGAGUAGCAUCGAGGAGGAUUUCAUGGCGUAA
Messenger RNA from Trichoderma asperellum CBS 433.97, 2985 nucleotides. RefSeq lists its product as uncharacterized. The record is from RefSeq and is a predicted model, not a curated record. Gene Ontology annotation, cellular component: cytosol. NCBI's taxonomy places the organism in Eukaryota, Fungi, Ascomycota, Sordariomycetes, Hypocreales, Hypocreaceae.